AUGUGGCCAUCCAGUCAAAAGUGCAGUCUGCUCACUCUGCCGGUUCACACUGGGCUCUGGCCAUGCUACUUUAUGUGUGGCCACGUACUGUGGUUGAGCGUCAACCUCUUUAUCUUUGAGCAACACUUUGCCAAUGACAGGGCCGCAAGAGGACACCAUGGGAAAGCGGUUGUAGGAUUGGAGUCUGGGAAGCAGCUUCUCUCAGGUGAGUGGGUUGAAAGCCAGCUUCUGACCAAAAUGCUUUGUGUUAAAAGGGGAGCUUGUCGACGUCACUGUGUACAAGGCUUUGCAUGGCAAAGUUUGAGCUUAUGUGUGCUGGGCUGUGGUGUAGUUUUCAAGCAUGUUUGCGCGUCGAGCUGAACAGUCAUGGGCGGAUCCUUUGCCGGCAAGUUUUCUUUGGCCUGACUGCACACCAUGCGGCACCUUUGCCCAAUUCAAAACUCACUCUGUGCAUUGGCCGGGAAUCGAACCCGGGCCUCCCGCGUGGCAGGCGAGAAUUCUACCACUGAACCACCAAUGCUCCUGGUGCUGCUCCCUGGCGGGGCGUCGCCGCGCAACAGCGCCAGCAUGAGUUUCACCGUACUGGUUUUUGGGAGAAAAAAACAUCUCUGCACUAUCCCCAACCUCUUGCAGAUGCUUUUGCCUUCCGCUUCAGGGGCGACUGGUGUCCCUUUGGUUGUCUUGUAACCUUUGGUCCAAUGUGGCCAUCCAGUCAAAAGUGCAGUCUGCUCACUCUGCCGGUUCACACUGGGCUCUGGCCAUGCUACUUUAUGUGUGGCCACGUACUGUGGUUGAGCGUCAACCUCUUUAUCUUUGAGCAACACUUUGCCAAUGACAGGGCCGCAAGAGGACACCAUGGGAAAGCGGUUGUAGGAUUGGAGUCUGGGAAGCAGCUUCUCUCAGGUGAGUGGGUUGAAAGCCAGCUUCUGACCAAAAUGCUUUGUGUUAAAAGGGGAGCUUGUCGACGUCACUGUGUACAAGGCUUUGCAUGGCAAAGUUUGAGCUUAUGUGUGCUGGGCUGUGGUGUAGUUUUCAAGCAUGUUUGCGCGUCGAGCUGAACAGUCAUGGGCGGAUCCUUUGCCGGCAAGUUUUCUUUGGCCUGACUGCACACCAUGCGGCAGCUUUGCCCAAUUCAAAACUCACUCUGUGCAUUGGCCGGGAAUCGAACCCGGGCCUCCCGCGUGGCAGGCGAGAAUUCUACCACUGAACCACCGAUGCUCCUGGUGCUGCUCCCUGGCGGGGCGUCGCCGCGCAACAGCGCCAGCAUGAGUUUCACCGUACUGGUUUUUGGGAGAAAAAAACAUCUCUGCACUAUCCCCAACCUCUUGCAGAUGCUUUUGCCUUCCGCUUCAGGGGCGACUGGUGUCCCUUUGGUUGUCUUGUAACCUUUGAUCCAAUGUGGCCAUCCAGUCAAAAGUGCAGUCUGCUCACUCUGCCGGUUCACACUGGGCUCUGGCCAUGCUACGUUAUGUGUGGCCACGUACUGUGGUUGAGCGUCAACCUCUUUAUCUUUGAGCAACACUUUGCCAAUGACAGGGCCGCAAGAGGACACCAUGGGAAAGCGGUUGUAGGAUUGGAGUCUGGGAAGCAGCUUCUCUCAGGUGAGUGGGUUGAAAGCCAGCUUCUGACCAAAAUGCUUUGUGUUAAAAGGGGAGCUUGUCGACGUCACUGUGUACAAGGCUUUGCAUGGCAAAGUUUGAGCUUAUGUGUGCUGGGCUGUGGUGUAGUUUUCAAGCAUGUUUGCGCGUCGAGCUGAACAGUCAUGGGCGGAUCCUUUGCCGGCAAGUUUUCUUUGGCCUGACUGCACACCAUGCGGCAGCUUUGCCCAAUUCAAAACUCACUCUGUGCAUUGGCCGGGAAUCGAACCCGGGCCUCCCGCGUGGCAGGCGAGAAUUCUACCACUGAACCACCAAUGCUCCUGGUGCUGCUCCCUGGCGGGGCGUCGCCGCACAACAGCGCCAGCAUGAGUUUCACCGUACUGGUUUUUGGGAGAAAAAAACAUCUCUGCACUAUCCCCAACCUCUUGCAGAUGCUUUUGCCUUCCGCUUCAGGGGCGACUGGUGUCCCUUUGGCUGUCUUGUAACCUUUGAUCCAAUGUGGCCAUCCAGUCAAAAGUGCAGUCUGCUCACUCUGCCGGUUCACACUGGGCUCUGGCCAUGCUACUUUAUGUGUGGCCACGUACUGUGGUUGAGCGUCAACCUCUUUAUCUUUGAGCAACACUUUGCCAAUGACAGGGCCGCAAGAGGACACCAUGGGAAAGCGGUUGUAGGAUUGGAGUCUGGGAAGCAGCUUCUCUCAGGUGAGUGGGUUGAAAGCCAGCUUCUGACCAAAAUGCUUUGUGUUAAAAGGGGAGCUUGUCGACGUCACUGUGUACAAGGCUUUGCAUGGCAAAGUUUGAGCUUAUGUGUGCUGGGCUGUGGUGUAGUUUUCAAGCAUGUUUGCGCGUCGAGCUGAACAGUCAUGGGCGGAUCCUUUGCCGGCAAGUUUUCUUUGGCCUGACUGCACACCAUGCGGCACCUUUGCCCAAUUCAAAACUCACUCUGUGCAUUGGCCGGGAAUCGAACCCGGGCCUCCCGCGUGGCAGGCGAGAAUUCUACCACUGAACCACCAAUGCUCCUGGUGCUGCUCCCUGGCGGGGCGUCGCCGCGCAACAGCGCCAGCAUGAGUUUCACCGUACUGGUUUUUGGGAGAAAAAAACAUCUCUGCAUAUCCCCAACCUCUUGCAGAUGCUUUUGCCUUCCGCUUCAGGGGCGACUGGUGUCCCUUUGGUUGUCUUGUAACCUUUGGUCCAAUGUGGCCAUCCAGUCAAAAGUGCAGUCUGCUCACUCUGCCGGUUCACACUGGGCUCUGGCCAUGCUACUUUAUGUGUGGCCACGUACUGUGGUUGAGCGUCAACCUCUUUAUCUAUGAGCAACACUUUGCCAAUGACAGGGCCGCAAGAGGACACCAUGGGAAAGCGGUUGUAGGAUUGGAGUCUGGGAAGCAGCUUCUCUCAGGUGAGUGGGUUGAAAGCCAGCUUCUGACCAAAAUGCUUUGUGUUAAAAGGGCAGCUUGUCGACGUCACUGUGUACAAGGCUUUGCAUGGCAAAGUUUGAGCUUAUGUGUGCUGGGCUGUGGUGUAGUUUUCAAGCAUGUUUGCGCGUCGAGCUGAACAGUCAUGGGCGGAUCCUUUGCCGGCAAGUUUUCUUUGGCCUGACUGCACACCAUGCGGCACCUUUGCCCAAUUCAAAACUCACUCUGUGCAUUGGCCGGGAAUCGAACCCGGGCCUCCCGCGUGGCAGGCGAGAAUUCUACCACUGAACCACCAAUGCUCCUGGUGCUGCUCCCUGGCGGGGCGUCGCCGCGCAACAGCGCCAGCAUGAGUUUCACCGUACUGGUUUUUGGGAGAAAAAAACAUCUCUGCACUAUCCCCAACCUCUUGCAGAUGCUUUUGCCUUCCGCUUCAGGGGCGACUGGUGUCCCUUUGGCUGUCUUGUAACCUUUGAUCCAAUGUGGCCAUCCAGUCAAAAGUGCAGUCUGCUCACUCUGCCGGUUCACACUGGGCUCUGGCCAUGCUACUUUAUGUGUGGCCACGUACUGUGGUUGAGCGUCAACCUCUUUAUCUUUGAGCAACACUUUGCCAAUGACAGGGCCGCAAGAGGACACCAUGGGAAAGCGGUUGUAGGAUUGGAGUCUGGGAAGCAGCUUCUCUCAGGUGAGUGGGUUGAAAGCCAGCUUCUGACCAAAAUGCUUUGUGUUAAAAGGGCAGCUUGUCGACGUCACUGUGUACAAGGCUUUGCAUGGCAAAGUUUGAGCUUAUGUGUGCUGGGCUGUGGUGUAGUUUUCAAGCAUGUUUGCGCGUCGAGCUGAACAGUCAUGGGCGGAUCCUUUGCCGGCAAGUUUUCUUUGGCCUGACUGCACACCAUGCGGCAGCUUUGCCCAAUUCAAAACUCACUCUGUGCAUUGGCCGGGAAUCGAACCCGGGCCUCCCGCGUGGCAGGCGAGAAUUCUACCACUGAACCACCAAUGCUCCUGGUGCUGCUCCCUGGCGGGGCGUCGCCGCGCAACAGCGCCAGCAUGAGUUUCACCGUACUGGUUUUUGGGAGAAAAAAACAUCUCUGCACUAUCCCCAACCUCUUGCAGAUGCUUUUGCCUUCCGCUUCAGGGGCGACUGGUGUCCCUUUGGUUGUCUUGUAACCUUUGAUCCAAUGUGGCCAUCCAGUCAAAAGUGCAGUCUGCUCACUCUGCCGGUUCACACUGGGCUCUGGCCAUGCUACUUUAUGUGUGGCCACGUACUGUGGUUGAGCGUCAACCUCUUUAUCUUUGAGCAACACUUUGCCAAUGACAGGGCCGCAAGAGGACACCAUGGGAAAGCGGUUGUAGGAUUGGAGUCUGGGAAGCAGCUUCUCUCAGGUGAGUGGGUUGAAAGCCAGCUUCUGACCAAAAUACUUUGUGUUAAAAGGGGAGCUUGUCGACGUCACUGUGUACAAGGCUUUGCAUGGCAAAGUUUGAGCUUAUGUGUGCUGGGCUGUGGUGUAGUUUUCAAGCAUGUUUGCGCGUCGAGCUGAACAGUCAUGGGCGGAUCCUUUGCCGGCAAGUUUUCUUUGGCCUGACUGCACACCAUGCGGCACCUUUGCCCAAUUCAAAACUCACUCUGUGCAUUGGCCGGGAAUCGAACCCGGGCCUCCCGCGUGGCAGGCGAGAAUUCUACCACUGAACCACCAAUGCUCCUGGUGCUGCUCCCUGGCGGGGCGUCGCCGCGCAACAGCGCCAGCAUGAGUUUCACCGUACUGGUUUUUGGGAGAAAAAAACAUCUCUGCACUAUCCCCAACCUCUUGCAGAUGCUUUUGCCUUCCGCUUAAGGGGCGACUGGUGUCCCUUUGGUUGUCUUGUAACCUUUGAUCCAAUGUGGCCAUCCAGUCAAAAGUGCAGUCUGCUCACUCUGCCGGUUCACACUGGGCUCUGGCCAUGCUACUUUAUGUGUGGCCACGUACUGUGGUUGAGCGUCAACCUCUUUAUCUUUGAGCAACACUUUGCCAAUGACAGGGCCGCAAGAGGACACCAUGGGAAAGCGGUUGUAGGAUUGGAGUCUGGGAAGCAGCUUCUCUCAGGUGAGUGGGUUGAAAGCCAGCUUCUGACCAAAAUGCUUUGUGUUAAAAGGGCAGCUUGUCGACGUCACUGUGUACAAGGCUUUGCAUGGCAAAGUUUGAGCUUAUGUGUGCUGGGCUGUGGUGUAGUUUUCAAGCAUGUUUGCGCGUCGAGCUGAACAGUCAUGGGCGGAUCCUUUGCCGGCAAGUUUUCUUUGGCCUGACUGCACACCAUGCGGCAGCUUUGCCCAAUUCAAAACUCACUCUGUGCAUUGGCCGGGAAUCGAACCCGGGCCUCCCGCGUGGCAGGCGAGAAUUCUACCACUGAACCACCAAUGCUCCUGGUGCUGCUCCCUGGCGGGGCGUCGCCGCGCAACAGCGCCAGCAUGAGUUUCACCGUACUGGUUUUUGGGAGAAAAAAACAUCUCUGCACUAUCCCCAACCUCUUGCAGAUGCUUUUGCCUUCCGCUUCAGGGGCGACUGGUGUCCCUUUGGUUGUCUUGUAACCUUUGAUCCAAUGUGGCCAUCCAGUCAAAAGUGCAGUCUGCUCACUCUGCCGGUUCACACUGGGCUCUGGCCAUGCUACUUUAUGUGUGGCCACGUACUGUGGUUGAGCGUCAACCUCUUUAUCUUUGAGCAACACUUUGCCAAUGACAGGGCCGCAAGAGGACACCAUGGGAAAGCGGUUGUAGGAUUGGAGUCUGGGAAGCAGCUUCUCUCAGGUGAGUGGGUUGAAAGCCAGCUUCUGACCAAAAUGCUUUGUGUUAAAAGGGCAGCUUGUCGACGUCACUGUGUACAAGGCUUUGCAUGGCAAAGUUUGAGCUUAUGUGUGCUGGGCUGUGGUGUAGUUUUCAAGCAUGUUUGCGCGUCGAGCUGAACAGUCAUGGGCGGAUCCUUUGCCGGCAAGUUUUCUUUGGCCUGACUGCACACCAUGCGGCAGCUUUGCCCAAUUCAAAACUCACUCUGUGCAUUGGCCGGGAAUCGAACCCGGGCCUCCCGCGUGGCAGGCGAGAAUUCUACCACUGAACCACCAAUGCUCCUGGUGCUGCUCCCUGGCGGGGCGUCGCCGCGCAACAGCGCCAGCAUGAGUUUCACCGUACUGGUUUUUGGGAGAAAAAAACAUCUCUGCACUAUCCCCAACCUCUUGCAGAUGCUUUUGCCUUCCGCUUCAGGGGCGACUGGUGUCCCUUUGGUUGUCUUGUAACCUUUGAUCCAAUGUGGCCAUCCAGUCAAAAGUGCAGUCUGCUCACUCUGCCGGUUCACACUGGGCUCUGGCCAUGCUACUUUAUGUGUGGCCACGUACUGUGGUUGAGCGUCAACCUCUUUAUCUUUGAGCAACACUUUGCCAAUGACAGGGCCGCAAGAGGACACCAUGGGAAAGCGGUUGUAGGAUUGGAGUCUGGGAAGCAGCUUCUCUCAGGUGAGUGGGUUGAAAGCCAGCUUCUGACCAAAAUGCUUUGUGUUAAAAGGGAGCUUGUCGACGUCACUGUGUACAAGGCUUUGCAUGGCAAAGUUUGAGCUUAUGUGUGCUGGGCUGUGGUGUAGUUUUCAAGCAUGUUUGCGCGUCGAGCUGAACAGUCAUGGGCGGAUCCUUUGCCGGCAAGUUUUCUUUGGCCUGACUGCACACCAUGCGGCAGCUUUGCCCAAUUCAAAACUCACUCUGUGCAUUGGCCGGGAAUCGAACCCGGGCCUCCCGCGUGGCAGGCGAGAAUUCUACCACUGAACCACCAAUGCUCCUGGUGCUGCUCCCUGGCGGGGCGUCGCCGCGCAACAGCGCCAGCAUGAGUUUCACCGUACUGGUUUUUGGGAGAAAAAAACAUCUCUGCACUAUCCCCAACCUCUUGCAGAUGCUUUUGCCUUCCGCUUCAGGGGCGACUGGUGUCCCUUUGGUUGUCUUGUAACCUUUGAUCCAAUGUGGCCAUCCAGUCAAAAGUGCAGUCUGCUCACUCUGCCGGUUCACACUGGGCUCUGGCCAUGCUACUUUAUGUGUGGCCACGUACUGUGGUUGAGCGUCAACCUCUUUAUCUAUGAGCAACACUUUGCCAAUGACAGGGCCGCAAGAGGACACCAUGGGAAAGCGGUUGUAGGAUUGGAGUCUGGGAAGCAGCUUCUCUCAGGUGAGUGGGUUGAAAGCCAGCUUCUGACCAAAAUGCUUUGUGUUAAAAGGGCAGCUUGUCGACGUCACUGUGUACGAGGCUUUGCAUGGCAAAGUUUGAGCUUAUGUGUGCUGGGCUGUGGUGUAGUUUUCAAGCAUGUUUGCGCGUCGAGCUGAACAGUCAUGGGCGGAUCCUUUGCCGGCAAGUUUUCUUUGGCCUGACUGCACACCAUGCGGCACCUUUGCCCAAUUCAAAACUCACUCUGUGCAUUGGCCGGGAAUCGAACCCGGGCCUCCCGCGUGGCAGGCGAGAAUUCUACCACUGAACCACCAAUGCUCCUGGUGCUGUUCCCUGGCGGGGCGUCGCCACGCAACAGCGCCAGCAUGACUUUCACCGUACUGGUUUUUGGGAGAAAAAAACAUCUCUGCACUAUCCCCAACCUCUUGCAGAUGCUUUUGCCUUCCGCUUCAGGGGCGACUGGUGUCCCUUUGGUUGUCUUGUAACCUUUGGUCCAAUGUGGCCAUCCAGUCAAAAGUGCAGUCUGCUCACUCUGCCGGUUCACACUGGGCUCUGGCCAUGCUACUUUAUGUGUGGCCACGUACUGUGGUUGAGCGUCAACCUCUUUAUCUAUGAGCAACACUUUGCCAAUGACAGGGCCGCAAGAGGACACCAUGGGAAAGCGGUUGUAGGAUUGGAGUCUGGGAAGCAGCUUCUCUCAGGUGAGUGGGUUGAAAGCCAGCUUCUGACCAAAAUGCUUUGUGUUAAAAGGGCAGCUUGUCGACGUCACUGUGUACAAGGCUUUGCAUGGCAAAGUUUGAGCUUAUGUGUGCUGGGCUGUGGUGUAGUUUUCAAGCAUGUUUGCGCGUCGAGCUGAACAGUCAUGGGCGGAUCCUUUGCUGGCAAGUUUUCUUUGGCCUGACUGCACACCAUGCGGCAGCUUUGCCCAAUUCAAAACUCACUCUGUGCAUUGGCCGGGAAUCGAACCCGGGCCUCCCGCGUGGCAGGCGAGAAUUCUACCACUGAACCACCAAUGCUCCUGGUGCUGCUCCCUGGCGGGGCGUCGCCACGCAACAGCGCCAGCAUGAGUUUCACCGUACUGGUUUUUGGGAGAAAAAAACAUCUCUGCACUAUCCCCAACCUCUUGCAGAUGCUUUUGCCUUCCGCUUCAGGGGCGACUGGUGUCCCUUUGGUUGUCUUGUAACCUUUGAUCCAAUGUGGCCAUCCAGUCAAAAGUGCAGUCUGCUCACUCUGCCGGUUCACACUGGGCUCUGGCCAUGCUACUUUAUGUGUGGCCACGUACUGUGGUUGAGCGUCAACCUCUUUAUCUUUGAGCAACACUUUGCCAAUGACAGGGCCGCAAGAGGACACCAUGGGAAAGCGGUUGUAGGAUUGGAGUUUGGGAAGCAGCUUCUCUCAGGUGAGUGGGUUGAAAGCCAGCUUCUGACCAAAAUGCUUUGUGUUAAAAGGGCAGCUUGUCGACGUCACUGUGUACAAGGCUUUGCAUGGCAAAGUUUGAGCUUAUGUGUGCUGGGCUGUGGUGUAGUUUUCAAGCAUGUUUGCGCGUCGAGCUGAACAGUCAUGGGCGGAUCCUUUGCCGGCAAGUUUUCUUUGGCCUGACUGCACACCAUGCGGCAGCUUUGCCCAAUUCAAAACUCACUCUGUGCAUUGGCCGGGAAUCGAACCCGGGCCUCCCGCGUGGCAGGCGAGAAUUCUACCACUGAACCACCAAUGCUCCUGGUGCUGCUCCCUGGCGGGGCGUCGCCGCGCAACAGCGCCAGCAUGAGUUUCACCGUACUGGUUUUUGGGAGAAAAAAACAUCUCUGCACUAUCCCCAACCUCUUGCAGAUGCUUUUGCCUUCCGCUUCAGGGGCGACUGGUGUCCCUUUGGUUGUCUUGUAACCUUUGAUCCAAUGUGGCCAUCCAGUCAAAAGUGCAGUCUGCUCACUCUGCCGGUUCACACUGGGCUCUGGCCAUGCUACUUUAUGUGUGGCCACGUACUGUGGUUGAGCGUCAACCUCUUUAUCUUUGAGCAACACUUUGCCAAUGACAGGGCCGCAAGAGGACACCAUGGGAAAGCGGUUGUAGGAUUGGAGUCUGGGAAGCAGCUUCUCUCAGGUGAGUGGGUUGAAAGCCAGCUUCUGACCAAAAUGCUUUGUGUUAAAAGGGCAGCUUGUCGACGUCACUGUGUACAAGGCUUUGCAUGGCAAAGUUUGAGCUUAUGUGUGCUGGGCUGUGGUGUAGUUUUCAAGCAUGUUUGCGCGUCGAGCUGAACAGUCAUGGGCGGAUCCUUUGCCGGCAAGUUUUCUUUGGCCUGACUGCACACCAUGCGGCACCUUUGCCCAAUUCAAAACUCACUCUGUGCAUUGGCCGGGAAUCGAACCCGGGCCUCCCGCGUGGCAGGCGAGAAUUCUACCACUGAACCACCAAUGCUCCUGGUGCUGCUCCCUGGCGGGGCGUCGCCGCGCAACAGCGCCAGCAUGAGUUUCACCGUACUGGUUUUUGGGAGAAAAAAACAUCUCUGCACUAUCCCCAACCUCUUGCAGAUGCUUUUGCCUUCCGCUUCAGGGGCGACUGGUGUCCCUUUGGUUGUCUUGUAACCUUUGGUCCAAUGUGGCCAUCCAGUCAAAAGUGCAGUCUGCUCACUCUGCCGGUUCACACUGGGCUCUGGCCAUGCUACUUUAUGUGUGGCCACGUACUGUGGUUGAGCGUCAACCUCUUUAUCUUUGAGCAACACUUUGCCAAUGACAGGGCCGCAAGAGGACACCAUGGGAAAGCGGUUGUAGGAUUGGAGUCUGGGAAGCAGCUUCUCUCAGGUGAGUGGGUUGAAAGCCAGCUUCUGACCAAAAUGCUUUGUGUUAAAAGGGCAGCUUGUCGACGUCACUGUGUACAAGGCUUUGCAUGGCAAAGUUUGAGCUUAUGUGUGCUGGGCUGUGGUGUAGUUUUCAAGCAUGUUUGCGCGUCGAGCUGAACAGUCAUGGGCGGAUCCUUUGCCGGCAAGUUUUCUUUGGCCUGACUGCACACCAUGCGGCAGCUUUUGCCCAAUUCAAAACUCACUCUGUGCAUUGGCCGGGAAUCGAACCCGGGCCUCCCGCGUGGCAGGCGAGAAUUCUACCACUGAACCACCAAUGCUCCUGGUGCUGCUCCCUGGCGGGGCGUCGCCGCGCAACAGCGCCAGCAUGAGUUUCACCGUACUGGUUUUUGGGAGAAAAAAACAUCUCUGCACUAUCCCCAACCUCUUGCAGAUGCUUUUGCCUUCCGCUUCAGGGGCGACUGGUGUCCCUUUGGUUGUCUUGUAACCUUUGAUCCAAUGUGGCCAUCCAGUCAAAAGUGCAGUCUGCUCACUCUGCCGGUUCACACUGGGCUCUGGCCAUGCUACUUUAUGUGUGGCCACGUACUGUGGUUGAGCGUCAACCUCUUUAUCUUUGAGCAACACUUUGCCAAUGACAGGGCCGCAAGAGGACACCAUGGGAAAGCGGUUGUAGGAUUGGAGUCUGGGAAGCAGCUUCUCUCAGGUGAGUGGGUUGAAAGCCAGCUUCUGACCAAAAUGCUUUGUGUUAAAAGGGCAGCUUGUCGACGUCACUGUGUACAAGGCUUUGCAUGGCAAAGUUUGAGCUUAUGUGUGCUGGGCUGUGGUGUAGUUUUCAAGCAUGUUUGCGCGUCGAGCUGAACAGUCAUGGGCGGAUCCUUUGCCGGCAAGUUUUCUUUGGCCUGACUGCACACCAUGCGGCACCUUUGCCCAAUUCAAAACUCACUCUGUGCAUUGGCCGGGAAUCGAACCCGGGCCUCCCGCGUGGCAGGCGAGAAUUCUACCACUGAACCACCAAUGCUCCUGGUGCUGCUCCCUGGCGGGGCGUCGCCGCGCAACAGCGCCAGCAUGAGUUUCACCGUACUGGUUUUUGGGAGAAAAAAACAUCUCUGCACUAUCCCCAACCUCUUGCAGAUGCUUUUGCCUUCCGCUUCAGGGGCGACUGGUGUCCCUUUGGUUGUCUUGUAACCUUUGAUCCAAUGUGGCCAUCCAGUCAAAAGUGCAGUCUGCUCACUCUGCCGGUUCACACUGGGCUCUGGCCAUGCUACUUUAUGUGUGGCCACGUACUGUGGUUGAGCGUCAACCUCUUUAUCUUUGAGCAACACUUUGCCAAUGACAGGGCCGCAAGAGGACACCAUGGGAAAGCGGUUGUAGGAUUGGAGUCUGGGAAGCAGCUUCUCUCAGGUGAGUGGGUUGAAAGCCAGCUUCUGACCAAAAUGCUUUGUGUUAAAAGGGCAGCUUGUCGACGUCACUGUGUACAAGGCUUUGCAUGGCAAAGUUUGAGCUUAUGUGUGCUGGGCUGUGGUGUAGUUUUCAAGCAUGUUUGCGCGUCGAGCUGAACAGUCAUGGGCGGAUCCUUUGCCGGCAAGUUUUCUUUGGCCUGACUGCACACCAUGCGGCACCUUUGCCCAAUUCAAAACUCACUCUGUGCAUUGGCCGGGAAUCGAACCCGGGCCUCCCGCGUGGCAGGCGAGAAUUCUACCACUGAACCACCAAUGCUCCUGGUGCUGCUCCCUGGCGGGGCGUCGCCGCGCAACAGCGCCAGCAUGACUUUCACCGUACUGGUUUUUGGGAGAAAAAAACAUCUCUGCACUAUCCCCAACCUCUUGCAGAUGCUUUUGCCUUCCGCUUCAGGGGCGACUGGUGUCCCUUUGGUUGUCUUGUAACCUUUGGUCCAAUGUGGCCAUCCAGUCAAAAGUGCAGUCUGCUCACUCUGCCGGUUCACACUGGGCUCUGGCCAUGCUACUUUAUGUGUGGCCACGUACUGUGGUUGAGCGUCAACCUCUUUAUCUAUGAGCAACACUUUGCCAAUGACAGGGCCGCAAGAGGACACCAUGGGAAAGCGGUUGUAGGAUUGGAGUCUGGGAAGCAGCUUCUCUCAGGUGAGUGGGUUGAAAGCCAGCUUCUGACCAAAAUGCUUUGUGUUAAAAGGGAGCUUGUCGACGUCACUGUGUACAAGGCUUUGCAUGGCAAAGUUUGAGCUUAUGUGUGCUGGGCUGUGGUGUAGUUUUCAAGCAUGUUUGCGCGUCGAGCUGAACAGUCAUGGGCGGAUCCUUUGCCGGCAAGUUUUCUUUGGCCUGACUGCACACCAUGCGGCACCUUUGCCCAAUUCAAAACUCACUCUGUGCAUUGGCCGGGAAUCGAACCCGGGCCUCCCGCGUGGCAGGCGAGAAUUCUACCACUGAACCACCAAUGCUCCUGGUGCUGCUCCCUGGCGGGGCGUCGCCGCGCAACAGCGCCAGCAUGACUUUCACCGUACUGGUUUUUGGGAGAAAAAAACAUCUCUGCACUAUCCCCAACCUCUUGCAGAUGCUUUUGCCUUCCGCUUCAGGGGCGACUGGUGUCCCUUUGGUUGUCUUGUAACCUUUGGUCCAAUGUGGCCAUCCAGUCAAAAGUGCAGUCUGCUCACUCUGCCGGUUCACACUGGGCUCUGGCCAUGCUACUUUAUGUGUGGCCACGUACUGUGGUUGAGCGUCAACCUCUUUAUCUUUGAGCAACACUUUGCCAAUGACAGGGCCGCAAGAGGACACCAUGGGAAAGCGGUUGUAGGAUUGGAGUCUGGGAAGCAGCUUCUCUCAGGUGAGUGGGUUGAAAGCCAGCUUCUGACCAAAAUGCUUUGUGUUAAAAGGGCAGCUUGUCGACGUCACUGUGUACAAGGCUUUGCAUGGCAAAGUUUGAGCUUAUGUGUGCUGGGCUGUGGUGUAGUUUUCAAGCAUGUUUGCGCGUCGAGCUGAACAGUCAUGGGCGGAUCCUUUGCCGGCAAGUUUUCUUUGGCCUGACUGCACACCAUGCGGCACCUUUGCCCAAUUCAAAACUCACUCUGUGCAUUGGCCGGGAAUCGAACCCGGGCCUCCCGCGUGGCAGGCGAGAAUUCUACCACUGAACCACCAAUGCUCCUGGUGCUGCUCCCUGGCGGGGCGUCGCCGCGCAACAGCGCCAGCAUGACUUUCACCGUACUGGUUUUUGGGAGAAAAAAACAUCUCUGCACUAUCCCCAACCUCUUGCAGAUGCUUUUGCCUUCCGCUUCAGGGGCGACUGGUGUCCCUUUGGUUGUCUUGUAACCUUUGGUCCAAUGUGGCCAUCCAGUCAAAAGUGCAGUCUGCUCACUCUGCCGGUUCACACUGGGCUCUGGCCAUGCUACUUUAUGUGUGGCCACGUACUGUGGUUGAGCGUCAACCUCUUUAUCUAUGAGCAACACUUUGCCAAUGACAGGGCCGCAAGAGGACACCAUGGGAAAGCGGUUGUAGGAUUGGAGUCUGGGAAGCAGCUUCUCUCAGGUGAGUGGGUUGAAAGCCAGCUUCUGACCAAAAUGCUUUGUGUUAAAAGGGCAGCUUGUCGACGUCACUGUGUACAAGGCUUUGCAUGGCAAAGUUUGAGCUUAUGUGUGCUGGGCUGUGGUGUAGUUUUCAAGCAUGUUUGCGCGUCGAGCUGAACAGUCAUGGGCGGAUCCUUUGCCGGCAAGUUUUCUUUGGCCUGACUGCACACCAUGCGGCACCUUUGCCCAAUUCAAAACUCACUCUGUGCAUUGGCCGGGAAUCGAACCCGGGCCUCCCGCGUGGCAGGCGAGAAUUCUACCACUGAACCACCAAUGCUCCUGGUGCUGCUCCCUGGCGGGGCGUCGCCGCGCAACAGCGCCAGCAUGACUUUCACCGUACUGGUUUUUGGGAGAAAAAAACAUCUCUGCACUAUCCCCAACCUCUUGCAGAUGCUUUUGCCUUCCGCUUCAGGGGCGACUGGUGUCCCUUUGGUUGUCUUGUAACCUUUGGUCCAAUGUGGCCAUCCAGUCAAAAGUGCAGUCUGCUCACUCUGCCGGUUCACACUGGGCUCUGGCCAUGCUACUUUAUGUGUGGCCACGUACUGUGGUUGAGCGUCAACCUCUUUAUCUAUGAGCAACACUUUGCCAAUGACAGGGCCGCAAGAGGACACCAUGGGAAAGCGGUUGUAGGAUUGGAGUCUGGGAAGCAGCUUCUCUCAGGUGAGUGGGUUGAAAGCCAGCUUCUGACCAAAAUGCUUUGUGUUAAAAGGGCAGCUUGUCGACGUCACUGUGUACAAGGCUUUGCAUGGCAAAGUUUGAGCUUAUGUGUGCUGGGCUGUGGUGUAGUUUUCAAGCAUGUUUGCGCGUCGAGCUGAACAGUCAUGGGCGGAUCCUUUGCCGGCAAGUUUUCUUUGGCCUGACUGCACACCAUGCGGCACCUUUGCCCAAUUCAAAACUCACUCUGUGCAUUGGCCGGGAAUCGAACCCGGGCCUCCCGCGUGGCAGGCGAGAAUUCUACCACUGAACCACCAAUGCUCCUGGUGCUGCUCCCUGGCGGGGCGUCGCCGCGCAACAGCGCCAGCAUGACUUUCACCGUACUGGUUUUUGGGAGAAAAAAACAUCUCUGCACUAUCCCCAACCUCUUGCAGAUGCUUUUGCCUUCCGCUUCAGGGGCGACUGGUGUCCCUUUGGUUGUCUUGUAACCUUUGGUCCAAUGUGGCCAUCCAGUCAAAAGUGCAGUCUGCUCACUCUGCCGGUUCACACUGGGCUCUGGCCAUGCUACUUUAUGUGUGGCCACGUACUGUGGUUGAGCGUCAACCUCUUUAUCUAUGAGCAACACUUUGCCAAUGACAGGGCCGCAAGAGGACACCAUGGGAAAGCGGUUGUAGGAUUGGAGUCUGGGAAGCAGCUUCUCUCAGGUGAGUGGGUUGAAAGCCAGCUUCUGACCAAAAUGCUUUGUGUUAAAAGGGAGCUUGUCGACGUCACUGUGUACAAGGCUUUGCAUGGCAAAGUUUGAGCUUAUGUGUGCUGGGCUGUGGUGUAGUUUUCAAGCAUGUUUGCGCGUCGAGCUGAACAGUCAUGGGCGGAUCCUUUGCCGGCAAGUUUUCUUUGGCCUGACUGCACACCAUGCGGCACCUUUGCCCAAUUCAAAACUCACUCUGUGCAUUGGCCGGGAAUCGAACCCGGGCCUCCCGCGUGGCAGGCGAGAAUUCUACCACUGAACCACCAAUGCUCCUGGUGCUGCUCCCUGGCGGGGCGUCGCCGCGCAACAGCGCCAGCAUGAGUUUCACCGUACUGGUUUUUGGGAGAAAAAAACAUCUCUGCACUAUCCCCAACCUCUUGCAGAUGCUUUUGCCUUCCGCUUCAGGGGCGACUGGUGUCCCUUUGGUUGUCUUGUAACCUUUGGUCCAAUGUGGCCAUCCAGUCAAAAGUGCAGUCUGCUCACUCUGCCGGUUCACACUGGGCUCUGGCCAUGCUACUUUAUGUGUGGCCACGUACUGUGGUUGAGCGUCAACCUCUUUAUCUAUGAGCAACACUUUGCCAAUGACAGGGCCGCAAGAGGACACCAUGGGAAAGCGGUUGUAGGAUUGGAGUCUGGGAAGCAGCUUCUCUCAGGUGAGUGGGUUGAAAGCCAGCUUCUGACCAAAAUGCUUUGUGUUAAAAGGGCAGCUUGUCGACGUCACUGUGUACAAGGCUUUGCAUGGCAAAGUUUGAGCUUAUGUGUGCUGGGCUGUGGUGUAGUUUUCAAGCAUGUUUGCGCGUCGAGCUGAACAGUCAUGGGCGGAUCCUUUGCCGGCAAGUUUUCUUUGGCCUGACUGCACACCAUGCGGCACCUUUGCCCAAUUCAAAACUCACUCUGUGCAUUGGCCGGGAAUCGAACCCGGGCCUCCCGCGUGGCAGGCGAGAAUUCUACCACUGAACCACCAAUGCUCCUGGUGCUGCUCCCUGGCGGGGCGUCGCCGCGCAACAGCGCCAGCAUGACUUUCACCGUACUGGUUUUUGGGAGAAAAAAACAUCUCUGCACUAUCCCCAACCUCUUGCAGAUGCUUUUGCCUUCCGCUUCAGGGGCGACUGGUGUCCCUUUGGUUGUCUUGUAACCUUUGGUCCAAUGUGGCCAUCCAGUCAAAAGUGCAGUCUGCUCACUCUGCCGGUUCACACUGGGCUCUGGCCAUGCUACUUUAUGUGUGGCCACGUACUGUGGUUGAGCGUCAACCUCUUUAUCUAUGAGCAACACUUUGCCAAUGACAGGGCCGCAAGAGGACACCAUGGGAAAGCGGUUGUAGGAUUGGAGUCUGGGAAGCAGCUUCUCUCAGGUGAGUGGGUUGAAAGCCAGCUUCUGACCAAAAUGCUUUGUGUUAAAAGGGCAGCUUGUCGACGUCACUGUGUACAAGGCUUUGCAUGGCAAAGUUUGAGCUUAUGUGUGCUGGGCUGUGGUGUAGUUUUCAAGCAUGUUUGCGCGUCGAGCUGAACAGUCAUGGGCGGAUCCUUUGCCGGCAAGUUUUCUUUGGCCUGACUGCACACCAUGCGGCACCUUUGCCCAAUUCAAAACUCACUCUGUGCAUUGGCCGGGAAUCGAACCCGGGCCUCCCGCGUGGCAGGCGAGAAUUCUACCACUGAACCACCAAUGCUCCUGGUGCUGCUCCCUGGCGGGGCGUCGCCGCGCAACAGCGCCAGCAUGACUUUCACCGUACUGGUUUUUGGGAGAAAAAAACAUCUCUGCACUAUCCCCAACCUCUUGCAGAUGCUUUUGCCUUCCGCUUCAGGGGCGACUGGUGUCCCUUUGGUUGUCUUGUAACCUUUGGAUCCAAUGUGGCCAUCCAGUCAAAAGUGCAGUCUGCUCACUCUGCCGGUUCACACUGGGCUCUGGCCAUGCUACUUUAUGUGUGGCCACGUACUGUGGUUGAGCGUCAACCUCUUUAUCUAUGAGCAACACUUUGCCAAUGACAGGGCCGCAAGAGGACACCAUGGGAAAGCGGUUGUAGGAUUGGAGUCUGGGAAGCAGCUUCUCUCAGGUGAGUGGGUUGAAAGCCAGCUUCUGACCAAAAUGCUUUGUGUUAAAAGGGAGCUUGUCGACGUCACUGUGUACAAGGCUUUGCAUGGCAAAGUUUGAGCUUAUGUGUGCUGGGCUGUGGUGUAGUUUUCAAGCAUGUUUGCGCGUCGAGCUGAACAGUCAUGGGCGGAUCCUUUGCCGGCAAGUUUUCUUUGGCCUGACUGCACACCAUGCGGCACCUUUGCCCAAUUCAAAACUCACUCUGUGCAUUGGCCGGGAAUCGAACCCGGGCCUCCCGCGUGGCAGGCGAGAAUUCUACCACUGAACCACCAAUGCUCCUGGUGCUGCUCCCUGGCGGGGCGUCGCCGCGCAACAGCGCCAGCAUGACUUUCACCGUACUGGUUUUUGGGAGAAAAAAACAUCUCUGCACUAUCCCCAACCUCUUGCAGAUGCUUUUGCCUUCCGCUUCAGGGGCGACUGGUGUCCCUUUGGUUGUCUUGUAACCUUUGGUCCAAUGUGGCCAUCCAGUCAAAAGUGCAGUCUGCUCACUCUGCCGGUUCACACUGGGCUCUGGCCAUGCUACUUUAUGUGUGGCCACGUACUGUGGUUGAGCGUCAACCUCUUUAUCUAUGAGCAACACUUUGCCAAUGACAGGGCCGCAAGAGGACACCAUGGGAAAGCGGUUGUAGGAUUGGAGUCUGGGAAGCAGCUUCUCUCAGGUGAGUGGGUUGAAAGCCAGCUUCUGACCAAAAUGCUUUGUGUUAAAAGGGCAGCUUGUCGACGUCACUGUGUACAAGGCUUUGCAUGGCAAAGUUUGAGCUUAUGUGUGCUGGGCUGUGGUGUAGUUUUCAAGCAUGUUUGCGCGUCGAGCUGAACAGUCAUGGGCGGAUCCUUUGCCGGCAAGUUUUCUUUGGCCUGACUGCACACCAUGCGGCACCUUUGCCCAAUUCAAAACUCACUCUGUGCAUUGGCCGGGAAUCGAACCCGGGCCUCCCGCGUGGCAGGCGAGAAUUCUACCACUGAACCACCAAUGCUCCUGGUGCUGCUCCCUGGCGGGGCGUCGCCGCGCAACAGCGCCAGCAUGACUUUCACCGUACUGGUUUUUGGGAGAAAAAAACAUCUCUGCACUAUCCCCAACCUCUUGCAGAUGCUUUUGCCUUCCGCUUCAGGGGCGACUGGUGUCCCUUUGGUUGUCUUGUAACCUUUGGUCCAAUGUGGCCAUCCAGUCAAAAGUGCAGUCUGCUCACUCUGCCGGUUCACACUGGGCUCUGGCCAUGCUACUUUAUGUGUGGCCACGUACUGUGGUUGAGCGUCAACCUCUUUAUCUAUGAGCAACACUUUGCCAAUGACAGGGCCGCAAGAGGACACCAUGGGAAAGCGGUUGUAGGAUUGGAGUCUGGGAAGCAGCUUCUCUCAGGUGAGUGGGUUGAAAGCCAGCUUCUGACCAAAAUGCUUUGUGUUAAAAGGGCAGCUUGUCGACGUCACUGUGUACAAGGCUUUGCAUGGCAAAGUUUGAGCUUAUGUGUGCUGGGCUGUGGUGUAGUUUUCAAGCAUGUUUGCGCGUCGAGCUGAACAGUCAUGGGCGGAUCCUUUGCCGGCAAGUUUUCUUUGGCCUGACUGCACACCAUGCGGCACCUUUGCCCAAUUCAAAACUCACUCUGUGCAUUGGCCGGGAAUCGAACCCGGGCCUCCCGCGUGGCAGGCGAGAAUUCUACCACUGAACCACCAAUGCUCCUGGUGCUGCUCCCUGGCGGGGCGUCGCCGCGCAACAGCGCCAGCAUGACUUUCACCGUACUGGUUUUUGGGAGAAAAAAACAUCUCUGCACUAUCCCCAACCUCUUGCAGAUGCUUUUGCCUUCCGCUUCAGGGGCGACUGGUGUCCCUUUGGUUGUCUUGUAACCUUUGGUCCAAUGUGGCCAUCCAGUCAAAAGUGCAGUCUGCUCACUCUGCCGGUUCACACUGGGCUCUGGCCAUGCUACUUUAUGUGUGGCCACGUACUGUGGUUGAGCGUCAACCUCUUUAUCUAUGAGCAACACUUUGCCAAUGACAGGGCCGCAAGAGGACACCAUGGGAAAGCGGUUGUAGGAUUGGAGUCUGGGAAGCAGCUUCUCUCAGGUGAGUGGGUUGAAAGCCAGCUUCUGACCAAAAUGCUUUGUGUUAAAAGGGCAGCUUGUCGACGUCACUGUGUACAAGGCUUUGCAUGGCAAAGUUUGAGCUUAUGUGUGCUGGGCUGUGGUGUAGUUUUCAAGCAUGUUUGCGCGUCGAGCUGAACAGUCAUGGGCGGAUCCUUUGCCGGCAAGUUUUCUUUGGCCUGACUGCACACCAUGCGGCACCUUUGCCCAAUUCAAAACUCACUCUGUGCAUUGGCCGGGAAUCGAACCCGGGCCUCCCGCGUGGCAGGCGAGAAUUCUACCACUGAACCACCAAUGCUCCUGGUGCUGCUCCCUGGCGGGGCGUCGCCGCGCAACAGCGCCAGCAUGACUUUCACCGUACUGGUUUUUGGGAGAAAAAAACAUCUCUGCACUAUCCCCAACCUCUUGCAGAUGCUUUUGCCUUCCGCUUCAGGGGCGACUGGUGUCCCUUUGGUUGUCUUGUAACCUUUGGUCCAAUGUGGCCAUCCAGUCAAAAGUGCAGUCUGCUCACUCUGCCGGUUCACACUGGGCUCUGGCCAUGCUACUUUAUGUGUGGCCACGUACUGUGGUUGAGCGUCAACCUCUUUAUCUUUGAGCAACACUUUGCCAAUGACAGGGCCGCAAGAGGACACCAUGGGAAAGCGGUUGUAGGAUUGGAGUCUGGGAAGCAGCUUCUCUCAGGUGAGUGGGUUGAAAGCCAGCUUCUGACCAAAAUGCUUUGUGUUAAAAGGGCAGCUUGUCGACGUCACUGUGUACAAGGCUUUGCAUGGCAAAGUUUGAGCUUAUGUGUGCUGGGCUGUGGUGUAGUUUUCAAGCAUGUUUGCGCGUCGAGCUGAACAGUCAUGGGCGGAUCCUUUGCCGGCAAGUUUUCUUUGGCCUGACUGCACACCAUGCGGCACCUUUGCCCAAUUCAAAACUCACUCUGUGCAUUGGCCGGGAAUCGAACCCGGGCCUCCCGCGUGGCAGGCGAGAAUUCUACCACUGAACCACCAAUGCUCCUGGUGCUGCUCCCUGGCGGGGCGUCGCCGCGCAACAGCGCCAGCAUGACUUUCACCGUACUGGUUUUUGGGAGAAAAAAACAUCUCUGCACUAUCCCCAACCUCUUGCAGAUGCUUUUGCCUUCCGCUUCAGGGGCGACUGGUGUCCCUUUGGUUGUCUUGUAACCUUUGAUCCAAUGUGGCCAUCCAGUCAAAAGUGCAGUCUGCUCACUCUGCCGGUUCACACUGGGCUCUGGCCAUGCUACUUUAUGUGUGGCCACGUACUGUGGUUGAGCGUCAACCUCUUUAUCUAUGAGCAACACUUUGCCAAUGACAGGGCCGCAAGAGGACACCAUGGGAAAGCGGUUGUAGGAUUGGAGUCUGGGAAGCAGCUUCUCUCAGGUGAGUGGGUUGAAAGCCAGCUUCUGACCAAAAUGCUUUGUGUUAAAAGGGCAGCUUGUCGACGUCACUGUGUACAAGGCUUUGCAUGGCAAAGUUUGAGCUUAUGUGUGCUGGGCUGUGGUGUAGUUUUCAAGCAUGUUUGCGCGUCGAGCUGAACAGUCAUGGGCGGAUCCUUUGCCGGCAAGUUUUCUUUGGCCUGACUGCACACCAUGCGGCACCUUUGCCCAAUUCAAAACUCACUCUGUGCAUUGGCCGGGAAUCGAACCCGGGCCUCCCGCGUGGCAGGCGAGAAUUCUACCACUGAACCACCAAUGCUCCUGGUGCUGCUCCCUGGCGGGGCGUCGCCGCGCAACAGCGCCAGCAUGAGUUUCACCGUACUGGUUUUUGGGAGAAAAAAACAUCUCUGCACUAUCCCCAACCUCUUGCAGAUGCUUUUGCCUUCCGCUUCAGGGGCGACUGGUGUCCCUUUGGUUGUCUUGUAACCUUUGAUCCAAUGUGGCCAUCCAGUCAAAAGUGCAGUCUGCUCACUCUGCCGGUUCACACUGGGCUCUGGCCAUGCUACUUUAUGUGUGGCCACGUACUGUGGUUGAGCGUCAACCUCUUUAUCUUUGAGCAACACUUUGCCAAUGACAGGGCCGCAAGAGGACACCAUGGGAAAGCGGUUGUAGGAUUGGAGUCUGGGAAGCAGCUUCUCUCAGGUGAGUGGGUUGAAAGCCAGCUUCUGACCAAAAUGCUUUGUGUUAAAAGGGGAGCUUGUCGACGUCACUGUGUACAAGGCUUUGCAUGGCAAAGUUUGAGCUUAUGUGUGCUGGGCUGUGGUGUAGUUUUCAAGCAUGUUUGCGCGUCGAGCUGAACAGUCAUGGGCGGAUCCUUUGCCGGCAAGUUUUCUUUGGCCUGACUGCACACCAUGCGGCACCUUUGCCCAAUUCAAAACUCACUCUGUGCAUUGGCCGGGAAUCGAACCCGGGCCUCCCGCGUGGCAGGCGAGAAUUCUACCACUGAACCACCAAUGCUCCUGGUGCUGCUCCCUGGCGGGGCGUCGCCGCGCAACAGCGCCAGCAUGAGUUUCACCGUACUGGUUUUUGGGAGAAAAAAACAUCUCUGCACUAUCCCCAACCUCUUGCAGAUGCUUUUGCCUUCCGCUUCAGGGGCGACUGGUGUCCCUUUGGUUGUCUUGUAACCUUUGAUCCAAUGUGGCCAUCCAGUCAAAAGUGCAGUCUGCUCACUCUGCCGGUUCACACUGGGCUCUGGCCAUGCUACUUUAUGUGUGGCCACGUACUGUGGUUGAGCGUCAACCUCUUUAUCUUUGAGCAACACUUUGCCAAUGACAGGGCCGCAAGAGGACACCAUGGGAAAGCGGUUGUAGGAUUGGAGUCUGGGAAGCAGCUUCUCUCAGGUGAGUGGGUUGAAAGCCAGCUUCUGACCAAAAUGCUUUGUGUUAAAAGGGCAGCUUGUCGACGUCACUGUGUACAAGGCUUUGCAUGGCAAAGUUUGAGCUUAUGUGUGCUGGGCUGUGGUGUAGUUUUCAAGCAUGUUUGCGCGUCGAGCUGAACAGUCAUGGGCGGAUCCUUUGCCGGCAAGUUUUCUUUGGCCUGACUGCACACCAUGCGGCAGCUUUGCCCAAUUCAAAACUCACUCUGUGCAUUGGCCGGGAAUCGAACCCGGGCCUCCCGCGUGGCAGGCGAGAAUUCUACCACUGAACCACCAAUGCUCCUGGUGCUGCUCCCUGGCGGGGCGUCGCCGCGCAACAGCGCCAGCAUGAGUUUCACCGUACUGGUUUUUGGGAGAAAAAAACAUCUCUGCACUAUCCCCAACCUCUUGCAGAUGCUUUUGCCUUCCGCUUCAGGGGCGACUGGUGUCCCUUUGGUUGUCUUGUAACCUUUGAUCCAAUGUGGCCAUCCAGUCAAAAGUGCAGUCUGCUCACUCUGCCGGUUCACACUGGGCUCUGGCCAUGCUACUUUAUGUGUGGCCACGUACUGUGGUUGAGCGUCAACCUCUUUAUCUUUGAGCAACACUUUGCCAAUGACAGGGCCGCAAGAGGACACCAUGGGAAAGCGGUUGUAGGAUUGGAGUCUGGGAAGCAGCUUCUCUCAGGUGAGUGGGUUGAAAGCCAGCUUCUGACCAAAAUGCUUUGUGUUAAAAGGGCAGCUUGUCGACGUCACUGUGUACAAGGCUUUGCAUGGCAAAGUUUGAGCUUAUGUGUGCUGGGCUGUGGUGUAGUUUUCAAGCAUGUUUGCGCGUCGAGCUGAACAGUCAUGGGCGGAUCCUUUGCCGGCAAGUUUUCUUUGGCCUGACUGCACACCAUGCGGCACCUUUGCCCAAUUCAAAACUCACUCUGUGCAUUGGCCGGGAAUCGAACCCGGGCCUCCCGCGUGGCAGGCGAGAAUUCUACCACUGAACCACCAAUGCUCCUGGUGCUGCUCCCUGGCGGGGCGUCGCCGCGCAACAGCGCCAGCAUGAGUUUCACCGUACUGGUUUUUGGGAGAAAAAAACAUCUCUGCACUAUCCCCAACCUCUUGCAGAUGCUUUUGCCUUCCGCUUCAGGGGCGACUGGUGUCCCUUUGGUUGUCUUGUAACCUUUGGUCCAAUGUGGCCAUCCAGUCAAAAGUGCAGUCUGCUCACUCUGCCGGUUCACACUGGGCUCUGGCCAUGCUACUUUAUGUGUGGCCACGUACUGUGGUUGAGCGUCAACCUCUUUAUCUUUGAGCAACACUUUGCCAAUGACAGGGCCGCAAGAGGACACCAUGGGAAAGCGGUUGUAGGAUUGGAGUCUGGGAAGCAGCUUCUCUCAGGUGAGUGGGUUGAAAGCCAGCUUCUGACCAAAAUGCUUUGUGUUAAAAGGGGAGCUUGUCGACGUCACUGUGUACAAGGCUUUGCAUGGCAAAGUUUGAGCUUAUGUGUGCUGGGCUGUGGUGUAGUUUUCAAGCAUGUUUGCGCGUCGAGCUGAACAGUCAUGGGCGGAUCCUUUGCCGGCAAGUUUUCUUUGGCCUGACUGCACACUAUGCGGCACCUUUGCCCAAUUCAAAACUCACUCUGUGCAUUGGCCGGGAAUCGAACCCGGGCCUCCCGCGUGGCAGGCGAGAAUUCUACCACUGAACCACCAAUGCUCCUGGUACUGCUCCCUGGCGGGGCGUCGCCGCGCAAAAGCGCCAGCAUGAGUUUCACCGUACUGGUUUUUGGGAGAAAAAAACAUCUCUGCACUAUCCCCAACCUCUUGCAGAUGCUUUUGCCUUCCGCUUCAGGGGCGACUGGUGUCCCUUUGGUUGUCUUGUAACCUUUGAUCCAAUGUGGCCAUCCAGUCAAAAGUGCAGUCUGCUCACUCUGCCGGUUCACACUGGGCUCUGGCCAUGCUACUUUAUGUGUGGCCACGUACUGUGGUUGAGCAUCAACCUCUUUAUCUUUGAGCAACACUUUGCCAAUGACAGGGCCGCAAGAGGACACCAUGGGAAAGCGGUUGUAGGAUUGGAGUCUGGGAAGCAGCUUCUCUCAGGUGAGUGGGUUGAAAGCCAGCUUUUGACCAAAAUGCUUUGUGUUAAAAGGGGAGCUUGUCGACGUCACUGUGUACAAGGCUUUGCAUGGCAAAGUUUGAGCUUAUGUGUGCUGGGCUGUGGUGUAGUUUUCAAGCAUGUUUGCGCGUCGAGCUGAACAGUCAUGGGCGGAUCCUUUGCCGGCAAGUUUUCUUUGGCCUGACUGCACACCAUGCGGCACCUUUGCCCAAUUCAAAACUCACUCUGUGCAUUGGCCGGGAAUCGAACCCGGGCCUCCCGCGUGAGCAGCGAGAAUUGUUUAGCUAAAUGGCCCUAAACCGAUUCCCAUUCAUUCUCUAUGGUAGUUCUAAACCACUACGGAUGUAAUAUACUUUUGGCCACUGGUAUUUUUUUGUGGCGCUGUCCCGAGCUCCGCUCCUAAAGUUGUGUAGCGCCUGACAAUCCUUCAUUCGGAGCGCACUUCGCUGGAGGUAACACACCGUCUACAACUCUCUCCGAAUUGUGAUCUCAUCACUGUCUAUUGAAGGUAAGAGAAUUUGUUUGGCAUUAAAAUGUAAAACUAUAGGAUCAAUUUACGGACUAAUCACCCGUGGUUUGAAGCAGGUAGUUCGUAUAUGUACAUGUACAGUAACGGUGCAGUAGUACUGUCGGGUUAUGCCGGUACUAGCUUGAUGUGACAAAAUCUGAGCGCAUUUUCUGUCAGACAAGUUUUGGUGUAUACCGCGGUGAAUUUUGAAUGAAUAUGAUAUUUUAUUCAGAGUUUUGGGUAUUUCUUUUCCAGUGUCCAUGUUCAUUAACGCUAAAAGCUACUGAAACUGAUUUUGUGUAAUUAAUAAGAAUCGCCCGCUCGGUGAGAGAUCAGAUCUGCCCGCGGUGAAAUUUAGCGCUAAAUUAUAGAGAGAGUGAUUCAAAUGAAUAUAACAUGAAUACAUAAUUUUACAGUAUGCUUCAAACCUAAAGCAUUUGAUACCGAUGUUUUAACAAAUGUUAUCUGCUUAAUGGUCACAUGAAGUAAGCAGGUAGUUCGUAUAUGUACAGUAACAGUGCAGUAGUACUGUCGGGUUAUGCCGGUACUAGCUUGAUGUGACAAGAUUUGAGCGCCUUUUCUGUCAGACAAGUUUUGUGUAUACCGCGGUAAAUUUUGAAUGAAUAUCCUAAUUUUUCAUAGUUUGGGUCUCCUCUCCUACCCCAUUUGCCCUUCUCUAAACUCAUACACUUAAACGAUGCUGAUUAGGCACACAUAUUUUUUUCCCACAACUACUGCCCCUCUCACUCCCUCCUCUAGUGUUCUGCGCACAUGCUGUGCACCCCUCCACCCCCACACACACACACCCACACACACCCCCCCUGAAGUUCUCAGACAGACUCUCUGAUGUCCACACUUCCUCCCCCUUAGAUCUUAGAUCAGGUGAAGAUCAAAAAGGUGUGAAAAGCUAUUGUCUUCUUGACCUUCUGAACUUUUUACUGAAGAUCAUAGAAGUUUUACAGCUGUUAGAUAUUAAAUUGGCUGAUUCUAUUUAAGCAGGAUGAUAACAUGUGAUCUGAAAUAUUCUUGUUAAAUUUGUUAAACGUAUUUUACAAAUACCCUCUUAAAGUAUCUGAUUAAAACGAACCUUAAACUUCUAUUUUUUUCUCAUAUUACAGAAAAAUGCAGAAGAAAAUGACUUUCUUCCCGGGGAAAAUCUGCGUUGUGUUCCGCAAGGGACCACUCGGAUUUCUCCUCCAGGAGCCGUCAAAGGAAGCCAGGAGAAUCAAGGAGGACGCCACUCUGCAGGACAAGUCUGCACCCACACGGGCAGACCUUGUACACCAGAAUGCCCUGGCUGUGGUCCGUCAGAGAGGAGGGGACGCCUCAGAUCGGGCAGAGGUGCUGGGGGACUACAUCCUGCAGUUUGGCAAAUACAAAGGGAAAUCUUUCCGGUGGCUUCUGGAGAACGACAUCGGAUACACAAUGUACCUGAUUAAAAACGUGGAGAAGGAGGAGGCAUCAGGCGUCACCGUGACUGCUGGACAUGCCAAGGACAGCCUGCAGUCAUUCGUCAAUUACGCCCUCGGUUUUGAUGAGAUCCAGUCUCUCCGAACCUAUGAAGCAAGUGGAGUGGGUGUUCUGGCAGCUUCAUCGGAAGAUGACCAGCUGGUUGGCUUUGGCACUCGUGGGAAAAGUACCUGGAAGGAGAUUUGGGACAGCAGAGCUGAUGGCUAUGCGGCCUUUGUUUUGGGGAAGGUCUGCGUCCCAGGUACACGAAUGUUUAAGCUGCAGCAGUACCUACAGAAGAGGCAGCGAUCGGCCUCAGCUUCCCCACCCGAGGAACAUCCCUCAAGUGUCUCCAAACCCAUGGGUAAAUUAGUUAUUAUAUAUUGUUAUUUGCCACAUCUGAUGACAUGUGACUAAUACUUUAAACCUAUCCUAAUUUGGGUGAACUUAUUCUUUUUUGUACCCUGUUAUAUUUGUUUGGACCACAGCGAUGGACGAGGAUGAAGAGCUGGAGAGUGCCAUGAUGACCAUGAAAUCCUCCAAACCACACGUGCGGACCUGUAAGUGCACUUUUAUCACACUGACUAAUUGUCAAAACUGACGGUGGCAAACUCUGUGUUGUAUCUGACAUCUGUUAUUUCCCAUUUUCUGUUCAUAACCAGUUGUUGCGCCAGCAGCAUCCACACCAGCAGCUGCCAUACCAGGAGUGUUCCUAGGAGUGUCCCCAGGAGUGUCCCCAGGAGUGUCCCCAGGAGCAAAGACAGGUUUUUAAACAACGGGUUUCAGGAGUAGAGUUCAUAUUCAUGAUGACUUGUCUCUCAAAACUGAACCUCAACUUUAACUAUUUCUUUGUGUUCUUUGUGUUCUUUGUGUUCUGGCCAUGUUCUGGCCGUGUUCCUUUAAUAAUACUGUUAGCUGGUGUUAUAAAAAACUGUCCUAAGGACUAUGAAUUGAUCACUGCCAUGAUGAAUUGAUGGCAAACGCCGUGAGGGUAAGUAAGCAAUUUCUUUUCUAUGCAUGUUGUAUUAAAAGAGAAACAUAUGAACUAGCACUUAAAUGCAUGCAUGUUCAUUAAGUCAUAAUGCUCCUCCUGCUUAGACUAGAGAGUCGUGAUUAGUACUUUAAGUUUGUUUGGUGUGUCUAUAACAAUUUAACAACACAAAUUUCGAGAAGCAGGAGAAGUAAGCUUGACUGAUUAAUUUCCUACUAACAAAAACAUUUGAAUAUUUUGUGAAUUUUGAAAUGAUUGAUUAUUUUGUCUCUUCUAGUUCCAUCUGCAACGCUGUCCAAACCUCUGCUGACCACUGCUUCUGAACUGCAGGCCUCACAGGAUGAAGGUAAAAAUAUUGUAAUACCGUUGCUGUAUCAGAAAUAGAAUCUAUACUCGCUGAAGUAGCUAGUUUUCUUUACACAUACAAGGAACUCUGCUCCAUUACACUAUAUUGUUUAUAUACAAGCCUACAUACUACAAGAGAACAGAUUGAUGUCGGGUAAGAGGGAUAAUGAUAUUAAAGUUAUGAAGUGUAAAAUUAUCACAUAACGUAAUCAAUUGUGUUUAUUGCAAUUUCACGAAAUUAAUGAUGAGCUUAUUCACUUUCCUGCAGCUGCAUCAACCUCGUCCGGUGUGAAAAGGAAGAGAUCCGUGCCCCUUCCACCAGAGCUGGCUUUCCUGAUCAAGGAGACUACUGGUCCCUCACCACCUGGGAGUCUUGAGUCAACUCAAGGUACAGGAUGUUUCUAUUCUAGUGUAGGACUGAUGUUCACAUCUGCUUAAUGCACAGCUGACUUAACUGAGUAGAAUCCUCACAAUAUCUUUAUAUUUCAUCAUCAUGUCUUUAUGAAUAUAGCCUGUACAAGUGCAUGACAGAAAGACUGCUUUCUCUUUUCAGAACCUAGCACAAGUGCUGCUUGCACCUCAGCACAAAGUGGAGUCAAACCUGAAGCCACUGCUGGAGAUGGUAAGAAUGUAGAGAAUGUAAACAUUCCCUCAAUUUUUCUGACUCCUGAUACUAACAUGCUGUGUUGAUUUUGCUUUAAACCAUGCAACCUUUAAUAAUUAUCUGUACCAAAAUAAUCAUUUGUGUUCUAUUGUCUUAUUUUUAUCCUAGUUUCCUCAGCUCAGCCCCCUGCUCCUGCUCCUGCUCUUGUUCCUGUUCCUGCUCCUGCCCCUGCCCCUGCCCCUGCCCCUGCUCCUGUGCCUGCGCAUGAUCAUGAUAUGAGCGGCUGGAGCUGUUCUCAUCACCAAAAGCUCUGGAUGAGGACAGAGCUCCAGGAUCUUGGGCUGUGGCCUGGGUCUCGCCCAGUGCGUAACCCAGGGAACGCAGUUUCUUUGUGGCGUCUUCCUCCACAACCUGAGCUGUUGGAUUCAGUGGCUGAGCUCCCGUCCCCCAACUUCUUCCAGCUCCACCCAUUUUUUAUUUGGAAACCUGAGAGUCACAUCAUGGUCAGGCUGAGAAACAAUUAUAUCCUGCCCUGUCUCCACGGCUGUCCUCAUCCUCAGGUGGUCUCUGCAGGAGUGGGCAGGCCUCGAGUUGUUGUUGGCACCAGCGGGCAAUAUUUCAUCUUCUCCUCUCGACUCUGCUGCAAGGCCUAUCGAAAGACCUGGUUCGCCGACAGUCCACGAUGGCUUGAGAAACUUCCCAGGCGCUUCACCAACCUUCUGCCUGCAUUCCUGACUUACAAGAAAGCCAUCUGUAAGUCUGUCAUGGAUGAGCUGAGACGCACCGGGAAGUCACCAACAGACAUGGCCAACCAGGUGAAUGAGCUCAUGCACCUCAAGUAUGAGCGAGCUCACCUGGCAUACCUUCAAGCCAUCGAGAGUCUGAGAGAUGCUGAGGCUGGAGUGCACGGUCAGAGAACCAUCGGACAGUUCCUGAGGAAGGACGACCAGCCACGCGCUUUUGGGCCAUACGACGAGCAAGAUGGCUGGGGUGGAGUCUCUGUGUCCGGGUUCUACCUGACUGACUGCCUGCUGGAGGAGUUCAAACGCCAGGAGCCAGCAUUGUCCAGGCUUCUUCAGGGAACAUUUGGGCGUGUUUUCAGGUCUGACCACACUAGAAGAGUGGCAAGGAAGGUGACUUUAGCCUCAGGAGUCAUGUCAAGUUAUGCCGUGAUGAACGAACACUGGCUCAUUGUCUCCUGGGUGAUGGUUCAGUCCGAAAGUGAGAGGUCCCUGGAGCUGAUGUAUGAGGGGAUGGCGAAGAGGUACAGCGACGCCGGAGUGGAAAAGGCAGGCUACCACUGGGUGGACAGGUGAGCAGAGCCAUCAGCUGUUUUCAGUUUCAUUCAAACUAACAACGUUUUCUGUCAUUAAAAAAAAUCAUUCAUUUAUUUUUGAUUCAAUUUAGUGUCUAGUUUUAAUUUUAAUCCUUCUGUGUCUUUGUGCCUUACAUUAGGGAUUGCUGUGCUGCAUUUAAAAUCGCUGAAAGCAGCCCUGUUGAGCAUCUGGACUGGGAUGCCUGGAAGACCACCCCAUCCAUUAUUGCUGGAGCGAUAAUGGAUGGGAUUAUUUCAGGAUGCCUACAGGUUCUGCGGUAUUCAUCCUGCAAAUCCCACGAAACAGCACAUACGGGAGCACUGCAGGAUUAAAAUACCCAGACCAACAGAGCUGCUGGACAGAGUGGAGAGGGUCCUGAGUCACUUCCACCUGGCGACGGACCCUAACAACGUCCCACUCUUCAAGGCAUCCAUGCUGAAGACGUGGCGGAUCCAGAGAAUCCACAUUCUCCGUGGAUGCCUCAGUGACCCUGAACUCUCGGAGGGCAUAAUGUAUAGGUACGGAGGCACUCUUCAGCUGAACCACGUACCUGGUGAAGUAGCCAAAGUCCCUAUCUGGAUCCCUGUCAGAGGCACGUCACAGCAAGAGGGGUACCAUUUCCACCAGGCUCAAUGGGUCACUGGCACGAACGUCUCCCCUGAAUUGUUCCAGGCCCAGGGCAUGACAGGGGUAGCCCGGUGGAACUACCAGCGGCUGGUGGAUCUUAAACAGCCAGGUGUCAUCCUCCCCGCUGUUUUUGACCCAGCUCUGAUGUGCGAGCUGAAUGCUGCGUCUAUGCGAGUGAAAGGGCAGGAGAAGUAUCCGGCAUUUCUCCUCUCUGACAGGGACACUGGAGAGAGGUUCGGCCUCCAGUACAGAGAGCCAGGCUGCCGUCCUGUCCCGCUGGACUGGGACAAGCACAGGACGCUCAAGAGGGAUCAGCCUGCUGCUCAGAUGCCGCCGCCUCCCCUGCACACACCUGCUGCUCCUGCUGAGGAACAAGCUCCCUAUGUGCCAUUCUCUGGACCGGCACCAUCCAUCCGCCCUCCAGUCUCUGCUGGUGCUCUGCCAAAGCAGGAGAUGCCACCUGAAGAAGUUCAGGGUCCUUCAGCAGCAAGGGGUAAGCCAGAAUCAGAAAUGAUUUAUUUAUCCCUGCAGGAAAUUAAGACAUUACAGUUGCUUGUCAUAAUAUUGUACUAAAAUAACAUGAUUAACUGAGGAACUAUUAUUGCUUUCUGUGUUCCAGAAAUCUCACAUGCCCUCCCCCUGCCUGUGAGUGCCUCCCCACGAAGUGCCCGCACUGGUCCCAUAAAAACUGGAGGCAGAGUUUUUGUGUUGGACCACACACGCUGGACAGCGCCCAUGAAGGUGGCAAUAGAUAAACUGCUGCAGAAGCACCACGGCCAGAAGGACAGCCUGAAGCUUGUAGAUCAGGAUUAUGCUGAGAUGGUCCAUCAGUCAGCCACGGAUCCAAACAGCUUGCUGCACCCCACCACCAAGCUCCACAUAUCUAGAUAUGUGAGGCACCUGGCAAAGCUCCUGAACACCAGCUCCUCCUUGAACACUAGCCCGGAAAAACUUGAGGAAACCCAGCAGCUGUGGCACUCUUUAACAGAGGGGAGUGUCACGUCUAGCGUUCCUGUGGUCACCAUGGAGGCAGCUAUUGUCAGGCCCCCUACACCUGCCCUGCCCACACCUCUGACCCAAGACUCCCUGGAGAAAAUUGUGGAGGGCAUCUUGGAAAAACAGCAGCAGCAUCAGCAACAACAGCCCCAGCCAGAGCAAAAGAAAAGGCAGACAAAGACUUGUCUCGCUUGCGGACAGCCCAAGUCUCGAUACGAGACCGAUGGAUCCUCGGUCCACUUUUUUUUCCAGCAGGGGCCCGUCCGCUACUUCUACUGCUCAAAGAAAGUGCAUCAAAGCUAUGCUGCUGAGGGGCUUUCAGAUGCCAAGAUGCCCUUCGAGCAGUUUGCGCAGAUGGAGUUUUUCCAGAGGGAGCUGAAGGAAACAAAAAAACAGGUGGAGGAGAAAAAAAGGAAACAGCCAGACGCACAUCAAGCUGGCCGCCUCUGUCGGUUCUGUCAGCAGGGACUGAAACAGGGGCCAAACAGUCCUCAUGUACAUACUGGCUUCCCGGGAGUGGCAGGGAAAUAUAUUUACUGCCCUUCGAAGGUGCUGUCUCUAUAUCGCAGCAAGGGAAUGACCAGGGAGCUGAGCUGGAAGGAGUUUUGUGGGUCUCCUUUCUAUGAGAUGGAGAAACAAAGAUAGAUGGAUGAAAGGACAUAGUUUGUUUCCAUAUUUGUAUAUAUGUAUAAAUGUAUAUAUGUGUUUAUGUGUAAAUGAAAAAAUUAUUCUUGAAAAUAUGUCUGUAUAUAUGUAAAUAUGAAUAAUUUGUUGUUGUUACUAUAGUUGUUGUUAAAUGUUGAGCCAGAUUCAAUCAUAUAUUAUGUAUACUAUUAUACAUACUUUUUAUAUUUUAUAUUUUUUAUCAUAGUAAGGAAUAUUAUUUAUGAUGGUACUGAAUAUUAUAACUUGCUUGUCAAUUUGUUUAUAGUAGUUCAUAGGUGUUUCUGUCAUUGGCAGAUGAUGAAAAAAAUGUAAAUAUUAUCUAUUACUAUUAUUAUAAGAAUAAGAAUAACUUUAUUGUAUUACAUAUUCUAUUAUAUAUUUUAUUAUAUUAUAUAUAUUAUAUUGUGUUACUGAAUAUUAUUUAUUAUAUUACUGAAUAUUGUAACUUUCUUGUCAAUUUGUUUAUAGUAGUUUAUAAGUGUUUCUUUCAUUGGUAGAAAAAAAAGUAUAUAUUAUCUAGAUAUAAUAAGAAUAAUUUUAUGGUAUUAUAUAUUGUAUUAUAUAUUUUAUGUUAUUAUAUUAUAUAUAUAUUAUACAUUUUAUUAUAUUCCUGAGUAUUAUAACUUGCUUGUCAAUUAAACUUUUUACAUGUUCAAAAUUGAAAUCUACGUCUUUUUUUUACAGCUUGGAAUCAAAAUAAUAUGAUGCCAAGAUUUACUGUUUCUGGUUCACCAGCAUAGACAUUUUAAUGUGGUCUCAAACUCUCAUUAUUACUUUUUAGAAGGUGUACUUGAUUUCAUGCGUGAAUGAAACAAAGAAAGCUACCAUGAACUUCAGGUACUUCUACAAGAGCAUACUGUAAGUGCAGUCUCCUAAGUGUUACUGAAACCUGGUUGAAUCAAAACAACUCAGACUCCAGUGGGGAUCUACUGGCUUUACUGUCAUAAGGUCAGAGAAAGAUGCUGAAACAAGUGGCAAGAAGAAAGGAACCAGAGAUGGUGUAAGUCUUUACACAGAACUGUCCAGGAGAAGUUGUGCUGUUCAUUAGAUAGAUUAGAUUAGAUAAGAUUAGAUAGAUAGAAAGAUAGAAAGAUUAGAUAGAUAGAUAGAUAGAUAGAUAGAUAGAUAGAUAGAAAGAUUAGAUAGAUAGAUAGAUAGAUAGAAAGAUAGAAAGAUUAGAUAGAUAGAUAGAUAGAUAGAUAGAUAGAUAGAUAGAUAGAUAGAUAGAUAGAUACUUAAUCCCAGAGGGAAAUUCUUUCAUGAGAUUCGGGACAAUUAAUUCCCCUCUGGGGAUGAGUAAAGUUCUUGUUUUGUAAAUCUCAUUUUAUCUCAGAUGUCUGAGUGGGGAUUCGAACCCGAAUUCAGACCCCUUGAAUUAAAAAAAAAACAAACUUUAAUCCUAUUGGCUGUUUCUCCGUUACAGCUAUUCGCAACCCGCCCCCGCGUGGCAGGCGAGAGUUCUACCACUGAACCACCAAUGCUCCUGGUGCUGCUCCCUGGCGGGGCGUCGCGGCGCAACAGCGCCAGCAUGAGUUUCACCGUACUGGUUAUGGGAGAAAAAAACAUCUCUGCACUAUCCCCAACCUCUUGCAGAUGCUUUUGCCUUCCGCUUCAGGGGCGACUGGUGUCCCUUUGGUUGUCUUGUAACCUUUGGUCCAAUGUGGCCAUCCAGUCAAAAGUGCAGUCUGCUCACUCUGCCGGUUCACACUGGGCUCUGGCCAUGCUACUUUAUGUGUGGCCACGUACUGUGGUUGAGCGUCAACCUCUUUAUCUUUGAGCAACACUUUGCCAAUGGGAAUCGAACCCAGGCCUCCCGCGCGAGCAGCGAGAAUUGUUUAGCUAAACGGCCCUAAACCGUUUCCCAUUCAUUCUCUAUGGUAGUGCUAAACCACUACAGAUGUAAUAUACUUUUGGCCACUGGUAUUUUUUUGUGGCGCUGUCCCGACCUCCUCUCUUAAAGUUGUGUAGAGCCUGGCAAUCCUUCAUUCGGAGGGCACUUUGCUGGAGGCAACACACCGUCUACAACUCUCUCCGAAUUGUGAUCUCAUCACUGUCUAUUGAAGGUAAGAGAAUUUAUUUGGCAUUAAAAUGUAAAACUAUAGGAUCAAUUUACGGACUAAUCACCCGUGGUUUGAAGCAGGUAGUUCGUAUAUGUAUAUGUACAGUAACGGUGCAGUAGUACUGUCGGGUUAUGCCGGUACUAGCUUGAUGUGACAAAAUCUGAGCGCAUUUUCUGUCAGACAAGUUUUGGUGUAUACCGCGGUGAAUUUUGAAUGAAUAUGAUAUUUUAUUCAUAGUUUUGGGUAUUUCUUUUCCAGUUUCCGUGUUCAUUAACGCUAAAAGUUACUGAAACUGAUUUUGUGUAAUUAAUAAGAAUCGCCCGCUCGGUGAGACAUCAGAUCUGCCCGCGGUGAAAUUUAGCGCUAAAUCAUAGAGAGAGUGAUUCAAAUGAAUAUAACAAAUACAUAAUUUUACAGUAUGCUUCAAACCUAAAGCAUUUGAUACUGAUGUUUUAACAAAUGUUAUCUGCUUAAUGGUCACAUGAAGUAAGCAGGUAGUUCGUAUAUGUACAGUAACAGUGCAGUAGUACUGUCGGGUUAUGUCGGUACUAGCUUGAUGUGACAAGAUUUGAGCGCCUUUUCUGUCAGACAAGUUUUGUGUAUACCGCGGUAAAUUUUGAAUGAAUAUCCUAAUUUUUCAUAGUUUGGGUCUCCUCUCCUACCCCAUUUGCCCCUCUCUAAACUCAUACACUUAAACGUUGCUGAUUAGGCACACAUAUUUUUUUUCCCACAACUACUGCCCCUCUCACUCCCUCCUCUAGUGUUCUGCACACAUGCUGUGCACCCCCCCCCCCCCCCCACACACACACACACACACACACACACACCCACACCCACACCCACACGCACACCCCCUGAAGUUCUCAGACAGACUCUCUGAUGUCCACACUUCCUCCCCCUUAGAUCUUAGAUCAGGUGAAGAUCAAAAAGGUGUGAAAAGCUAUUGUCUUCUUGACCUUCUGAACUUUUUACUGAAGAUCAUAGAAGUUUUAAAGCUGUUAGAUGUUAAAUUGGCUGAUUCUAUUUAAGCAGGAUGAUAACAUGUGAUCUGAAAUAUUCUUGUGAAAUUUGUUAAACGUAUUUUACAAAUAUCCUCUUAAAGUAUCUGAUUAAAAUAAACCUUAAACUUCUAUUUUUUUCUCAUAUUACAGAAAGAUGCAGAAGAAAAUGACUUUCUUCCCGGGGAAAAUCUGCGUUGUGUUCCGCAAGGGACCACUCGGAUUUCUCCUCCAGGAGCCGUCAAAGGAAGCCAGGAGAAUCAAGGAGGACGCCACUCUGCAGGACAAGUCUGCACCCACACGGGCUGACCUUGUACACCAGAAUGCCCUGGCUGUGGUCCGUCAGAGAGGAGGGGACGCCUCAGAUCUUGCAGAGGUGCUGGGGGACUACAUCCUGCAGUUUGGCAAAUACAAAGGGAAAUCUUUCCGGUGGCUUCUGGAGAACGACAUCGGAUACACAAUGUACCUGAUUAAAAACCUGGAGAAGGAGGAGGCAUCAGGCGUCACCGUGACUGCUGGACAUGCCAAGGACAGCCUGCAGUCAUUCGUCAAUUACGCCCUCGGUUUUGAUGAGAUCCAGUCUCUCCGAACCUAUGAGGCAAGUGGAGUGGGUGUUCUGGCAGCUUCAUCGGAAGAUGACCAGCUGGUUGGCUUUGGCACUCGUGGGAAAAGUACCUGGAAGGAGAUUUGGGACAGCAGAGCUGAUGGCUAUGCGGCCUUCGUUUUGGGGAAGGUCUGCGUCCCAGGUACGCGCAUGUUUAAGCUGCAGCAGUACCUGCAGAAGAGGCAGCAAUCGGCCUCAGCUUCCCCACCCGAGGAACAUCCCUCAAGUGUCUCCAAACCCAUGGGUAAAUUAGUUAUUAUAUAUUGUUAUUUGCCACAUCUGAUGACAUGUGACUUAUACUUUAAACCUAUCCUAAUUUGGGUGAACUUAUUCUUUUUUGUACCCUGUAAUAUUUGUUUGGACCACAGCGAUGGACGAGGAUGAAGAGCUGGAGAGUGCCAUGAUGACCAUGAAAUCCUCCAAACCACACGUGCGGACCUGUAAGUGCACUUUUAUCACACUGACUAAUUGUCAAAACUGACGGUGGCAAACUCUGUGUUGUAUCUGACAUCUGUUAUUUCCCAUUUUCUGUUCAUAACCAGUUGUUGCGCCAGCAGCAUCCACACCAGCAGCUGCCAUACCAGGAGUGUUCCCAGGAGUGUCCCCAGGAGUGUCCCCAGGAGCAAAGACAGGUUUUUAAACAACGGGUUUCAGGAGUACAGUUCAUAUUCAUGAUGACUUGUCUCUCAAAACUGAACCUCAACUUUAACUAUUUCUUUGUGUUCUUUGUGUUCUUUGUGUUCUUUGUGUUCUGGCCAUGUUCUGGCCGUGUUCCUUUAAUAAUACUGUUAGCUGGUGUUAUAAAAAACUGUCCUAAGGACUAUGAAUUGAUCACUGCCAUGAUGAAUUGAUGGCAAACGCCGUGAGGGUAAGUAAGCAAUUUCUUUUCUAUGCAUGUUGCAUUAAAAGAGAAACAUAUGAACUAGUACUUAAAUGCAUGCGUGUUCAUUAAGUCAUAAUGCUCCUCCUGCUUAGACUAGAGAGUCGUGAUUAGUACUUUAAGUUUGUUUGGUGUGUCUAUAACAAUUUAACAACACAAAUUUUGAGAAGCAGGAGAAGUAAGCUUGACUGAUUAAUUUCCUACUAACCAAAACAUCUGAAUAUUUUGUGAAUUUUGAAAUGAUUGAUUAUUUUGUCUCUUCUAGUUCCAUCUGCAACGCUGUCCAAACCUCUGCUGACCACUGCUUCUGAACUGCAGGCCUCACAGGAUGAAGGUAAAAAUAUUGUAAUACCGUUGCUGUAUCAGAAAUAGAAUCUAUACUCGCUGAAGUAGCUAGUUUUCCUUACACAUACAAGGAACUCUGCUCCAUUACACUAUAUUGUUUAUAUACAAGCCUACAUACUACAAGAGAACAGAUUGAUGUCGGGUAAGAGGGAUAAUGAUAUUAACGUUAUGAAGUGUAAAAUUAUCACAUAACGUAAUCAGUUGUGUUUAUUGCAAUUUCACGAAAUUAAUGAUGAGCUUAUUCACUUUCCUGCAGCUGCAUCAACCUCGUCCGGUGUGAAAAGGAAGAGAUCCGUGCCCCUUCCACCAGAGCUGGCUUUCCUGAUCAAGGAGACUACUGGUCCCUCACCACCUGGGAGUCUUGAGUCAACUCAAGGUACAGGAUGUUUCUAUUCUAGUGUAGGACUGAUGUUCACAUCUGCUUAAUGCACAGCUGACUUAACUGAGUAGAAUCCUCACAAUAUCUUUAUAUUUCAUCAUCAUGUCUUUAUAAAUACAGCCUGUACAAGUGCAUGACAGAAAGACUGCUUUCUCUUUUCAGAACCUAGCACAAGUGCUGCUUGCACCUCAGCACAAAGUGGAGUCAAACCUGAAGCCACUGCUGGAGAUGGUAAGAAUGUAGAGAAUGUAAACAUUCCCUCAAUUUUUCUGACUCCUGAUACUAACAUGCUGUGUUGAUUUUGCUUUAAACCAUGCAACCUUUAAUAAUUAUCUGUACCAAAAUAAUCACUUGUGUUCUAUUGUCUUAUUUUUUUCCUAGUUUCCUCAGCUCAGCCCCCUGCUCUUGUUCCCGUUCCUGCUCCUGCUCCUGCCCCUGCCCCUGCUCCUGUGCCUGCACAUGAUCAUGAUAUGAGCAGCUGGAGCUGUUCUCAUCACCAAAAGCUCUGGAUGAGGACAGAGCUCCAGGAUCUUGGGCUGUGGCCUGGGUCUCGCCCAGUGCGUAACCCAGGGAACGCAGUUUCAUUGUGGCGUCUUCCUACACAACCUGAACUGUUGGAUUCAGUAGCUGAGCUCCCGUCCCCCAAUUUCUUCCAGCUCCACCCAUUUUUUAUUUGGAAACCUGAGAGUCACAUCAUGGUCAGGCUGAGAAACAAUUAUAUCCUGCCCUGUCUCCACGGCUGUCCUCAUCCUCAGGUGGUCUCUGCAGGAGUGGGCAGGCCUCGAGUUGUUGUUGGCACCAGCGGGCAAUAUUUUAUCUUCUCCUCUCGACUCUGCUGCAAGGCCUGUCGAAAGACCUGGUUCGCCGACAGUCCACGAUGGCUUGACAAACUUCCCAGGCGCUUCACCAACCUUCUGCCUGCAUUCCUGACAUACAAGAAAGCCAUCUGUAAGUCUGUCAUGGAUGAGCUGAGACGCACCGGGAAGUCACCAACAGACAUGGCCAACCAGGUGAAUGAGCUCAUGCACCUCAAGUAUGAGCGAGCUCACCUGGCAUACCUUCAAGCCAUCGAGAGUCUGAGAGAUGCUGAGGCUGGAGUGCACGGUCAGAGAACCAUUGGACAGUUCCUGAGGAAGGACAACCAGCCACGCGAUUUUGGGCCAUACGACGAGCAAGAUGGCUGGGGUGGAGUCUCUGUGUCCGGGUUCUACCUGACUGACUGCUGGAGGAGUUCAAAUGCCAGGAGCCAGCAUUGUCCAGGCUUCUUCAGGGAACAUUUGGGCGUGUUUUCAGGUCUGACCACACCAGAAGAGUGGCAAGGAAGGUGACCUUAGCCUCAGGAGUCAUGUCCAGUUAUCCCGUGAUGAACGAACACUGGCUCAUUGUCUCCUGGGUGAUGGUUCAGUCUGAAAGUGAGAGGUCCCUGGAGCCAAUGUACGAGGGGAUGGCGAAGAGGUACAGCGACGCCGGAGUGGAAAAGGCAGGCUACCACUGGGUGGACAGGUGAGCAGAGCCAUCAGCUGUUUUCAGUUUCAUUCAAACUAACAACGUUUUCUGUCAUUAAAAAAAAUCAUUCAUUUAUUUUUGAUUCAAUUUAGUGUCUAGUUUUAAUUUUUAGUCCUUCUGUGUCUUUGUGCCUAACAUUAGGGACUGCUGUGCUGCGUUUAAAAUAGCUGACAGCACCCCUGUUGAGCAUCUGGACUGGGAUGCCUGGAAGACCACCCCAUCCAUUAUUGCUGGAGCGACCUCUGGAAGUCUUGUGAACACCUGUGCGUCACGUUCACAUUACAAUGCUGGCAUUGUUGUGAAACUGGACUUGUUUCACUGCCUGAGGCGCUUUUCCAGGGAGUGCACCUCUGAGCAUCACCCUCUGUACAGCACCUUCUGCCAGCUGCUCUCCGCUGCCUUCUCUGUUGUGGAUCAGGAAGACUUAAAAAAGCUUCAGGAUGCCUACAGGUUCUGCGGUAUUCAUCCUGCAAAUCCCACGAAACAGCACAUACGGGAGCACUGCAGGAUUAAAAUACCCAGACCAACAGAGCUGCUGGACAGAGUGGAGAGGGUCCUGAGUCACUUCCACCUGGCGACGGACCCUAACAACGUCCCACUCUUCAAGGCAUCCAUGCUGAAGACGUGGCGGAUCCAGAGAGUCCACAUUCUCCGUGGGUGCCUCAGUGACCCUGAACUCUCGGAGGGCAUAAUGUAUAGGUACGGAGGCACUCUUCAGCUGAACCACGUACCUGGUGAAGGUGCCAAAGUCCCUAUCUGGAUCCCUGUCAGAGGCACAUCACAGCAAGAGGGGUACCAUUUCCACCAGGCUCAAUGGGUCACUGGCACGAACGUCUCCCCUGAAUUGUUCCAGGCCCAGGGCAUGACAGGGUAGCCCGGUGGAACUACCAGCGGCUGGUGGAUCUUAAACAGCCAGGUGUCAUCCUCCCCGCUGUCUUUGACCCAGCUCUGAUGUGCGAGCUGAAUGCUGCGUCCAUGCGAGUGACAGGGCAGGAGAAGUAUCCGGCAUUUCUCCUCUCUGACAGGGACACUGGAGAGAGGUUCGGCCUCCAGUACAGAGAGCCAGGCUGCCGUCCUGUCCCACUGGACUGGGACAAGCACAGGACGCUCAAGAGGGAUCAGCCUGCUGCUCAGAUGCCGCCGCCGCCUCCCCUGCAUACACCUGCUGCUCCUGCUGAGGAACAAGCUCCCGAUGUGCCAUUCUCUGAACCGGCACCAUCCAUUCGCCCUCCAGUCUCUGCUGGUGCUCUACCAAAGCAGGAGAUGCCACCUGAAGAAGUUCAGGGUCCUUCAGCAGCAAGGGGUAAGCCAGAAUCAGAAAUAAUUUAUUUAUCUCUGCAGGAAAUUAAGACAUUACAGUUUCUUGUAAUAAUAUUGUACUAAAAUAACAUGAUUAACUGAAAAACUAUUAUUGCUUUAUGUGUUCCAGAAAUCUCACAUGCCCUCCCCCUGCCUGUGAGUGCCUCCCCACGAAGUGCCCGCACUGGUCCCAUAAAAACUGGAGGCAGAGUUUUUGUGUUGGACCACACACGCUGGACAGCGCCCAUGAAGGUGGCAAUUGAUAAACUGCUGCAGAAGCACCACGGCCGGAAGGACAGCCUGAAGCUUGUGGAUCAGGAUUAUGCUGAGAUGGUCCAUCAGUCAGCCACGGAUCCAAACAGCUUGCUGCACCCCACCACCAAGCUCCACAUAUCUAGAUAUGUGAGGCACCUGGCAAAGCUCCUGAACACCAGCUCCUCCUUGAACACUAGCCCGGAAAAACUUGAGGAAACCCAGUAG
Messenger RNA from Xyrichtys novacula (pearly razorfish), 40003 nucleotides. The record is from the annotation of a GenBank genome assembly. Lineage: Eukaryota; Metazoa; Chordata; Actinopteri; Labriformes; Labridae.